This is a messenger RNA of Hepatospora eriocheir, 543 nucleotides long. The record is from the annotation of a GenBank genome assembly. Lineage: Eukaryota; Fungi; Microsporidia; Hepatosporidae.
AUGUAUCGUUUAUUCCACAAGGUAAAUAACAAAGAAAAGAUAGUUGGUUGGUAUCACAGUGGAUCUAAAUUACACAGAAAUGAUUUAGAAAUAACCAAGUCGUUAGCUAAGAUUUACAACGUAGAAAACAUGGUCUUGUGUGUUGUAAAAAUAAAUGAGCAAGAUACAGUUCCUGUACAAACCUACUAUUUCGAUGGGAUUGAACAUAAACUUAUAAAAAAGAUUUUAGUUGGUGCUGAUGAAAAUGAAGAAAUUGGAGUUGAACAUCUUUUAAGAGAUAUUAAAACAACUACAGGUACCACGCCUAAAGACAAACUUAUGUCUAUUAAAAAUUCAUUAAAAAAAUUUAAAAAUUCAUUAGAUAAUGUAAUUGCAUAUUUGGACUCAGAAAAUCAUAAUUCAAACAUUAUUAAUUUGAUACAAGAAACCAUUAAUCUUUUUCCUAAAACAUCUUUUAAUGUUGAUAUGGAUAGAAUUUAUAACGCAGAGUUUAUGAAUUUAAUUGUUGCAAUGAAUAAUCUACAAAAAAAUAAGUUUAAUUAA